Fusarium fujikuroi IMI 58289 is the source of this 717-nucleotide messenger RNA. RefSeq lists its product as hypothetical. The transcript is spliced from 4 exons. The coding region runs from base 1 to 717 and encodes 238 amino acids. Gene Ontology annotation, biological process: mRNA cis splicing, via spliceosome. Gene Ontology annotation, cellular component: catalytic step 2 spliceosome. Gene Ontology annotation, molecular function: RNA binding. The record is from RefSeq and is a predicted model, not a curated record. Lineage: Eukaryota; Fungi; Ascomycota; Sordariomycetes; Hypocreales; Nectriaceae.
AUGACUACCGCGCAUAGACCUACGUUCGAUCCGGCCCGUGGCAAAGAAGCCCUCCGAGGUCCAGCCUACCAUCAACACCUCCUCCCAGCCCACACCCAACUCAAAUAUCGUCAAGCCGGUCAAGGCGGCGAUGCUGACGGACCCACGCGCGACCUCGCUGCCGAGCUCCUCGCUGCCGAAGCCGCCCAUUUCACCAAGAAGAGCGGUGCCCUUGCCCUCGUGGAUGAUGCCGACGAGGACGACGAAACCAGCGUGUCUAAUGACGCGAAGCGAGCGCUUCCAAGUGCUGAUGGUGAGGGAGAAGAUUUAGAGGCGAAGAGACGGCGGAUCUUAGCAGAAACAAGGAACAUCGAUGCCGACGAUAGCGAAGAGGACGACGACGACGACGACAGUGAAGACGACGAGGAUAGCGAUGAUGACUCUGAUGCAGAGCUGCAGAGAGAGUUGGACCGUGUACGAAGAGAGCGAGAGGAGAGAAAGAAGAAAGAGGAGGCCGAGCGACUCAAAGAAGAGGAAGAGGCCCGAGAACGCGAUAUUGCCCUGGGAAAUCCUCUCCUCAACAAACAAGAUUUCAAUAUGAAGCGCCGCUGGGACGAUGACGUGGUGUUCAAGAACCAGGCACGUGGCACAGAAGACAAGGGCAAGAAAAAGGAGUUCGUAAACGAUCUCCUCCGUUCCGACUUUCAUAGGCGCUUCAUGAGCAAGUACGUUAGAUAA